This is a messenger RNA of Haliotis rubra (blacklip abalone), 2419 nucleotides long. RefSeq names its product sodium-dependent lysophosphatidylcholine symporter 1-B-like. Gene Ontology annotation, molecular function: symporter activity. The record is from RefSeq and is a predicted model, not a curated record. The coding region runs from base 31 to 1965 and encodes 644 amino acids. Gene Ontology annotation, biological process: carbohydrate transport. NCBI's taxonomy places the organism in Eukaryota, Metazoa, Mollusca, Gastropoda, Lepetellida, Haliotidae. The transcript is spliced from 14 exons. Gene Ontology annotation, cellular component: membrane.
GUCCCACAAACAAACAACGGUACGAUCAAGAUGGGCGAUAUGUCUCAUGCUGCCCUCGGUGAACCACCAAAUAAUGCUCCUUCAAUUACAAGCGCGACCGGUCAAAAUGGACACAGGAGUUUAAAAACAGAAGGGCAAGUAAACCAUUUAGAUUCAGAUACCAUGGUGAUAUUGACUGUUAAAAAAACACUUGCUGUUUUUUCGGAUACCGAAGUCGGGAUAGAAAAUGGCGGAAUGUCUCACGUUGACGGUGACCUUGAACUUGGGUCUCGCGGCCCAAGUCUUGAAAUAACGCAUAUUGCCCGUGCUAAUGUCGACGUCGUCAGACAGGGUGAACCACCUGCUGAAUCUGUGGAUGUAGCGGACGACAAUGUCGUCACUAUGAGAAAGAGAGGCGGAGUCCCGAAUGGGGCCACACCAGCUGAUGACGUAAACAGACGUCGGGAACAAGAUCAGUACUUGAAGAUCCGAGAAGAUGACGAUGAGGAAGAGCCGUUGUCGAUUUUACGCAAGAUCUGCUUCGCCGUUGGUGGCGCCCCAUACCAGAUCUGCUCCACCAUCAUCGGCUUCUACCUCAAUAUCUUCCUCUUGGAAGUCGCACAGAUCCCGCCCAAGUACAUUUCCAUCGUCCUGUUCGGAGGCAAGGCCUGGGACGCCAUCACUGACCCCAUGUGCGGCUAUCUGGUCAACAGAACCGAGACCCGAUUCGGGAAGAUGCGACCAUGGAUCAUUCUGUCUGCCCCUUUCGCCUGUGUCAGCUACUUCUUCCUGUGGUACGUACCGGAUCUGUCAGAUGAGGGCAAGCUGGCUUACUACUUCGUUAUGUUCUGCGCCUUUGAAGGCCUGCUCUCGGGUCUGCACGUGCCUUACACCGCCCUCACUAUGUACAUCAGCAACAAACAGAAGGAGAGGGACUCCGCCACGGCCUACCGAAUGGUGUUGGAGGCAAUUGGAGUUCUCAUUGGUGCCAUCGUUCAAGGCAUCCUGAUAGAGAAGUACCGUACAGUGGGUAAAUGCAAGGAGCCUGACGCCACCUCGUCCCCAACUGAACUCGACAACCAGAAAUGGUCAUACAUGGUUGGGUCCGGCUUCGUCGUCGCCAUCUACUUCGUCUGCGCCUGCAUUGUCUUCGUCGGUGUCAAGGAGAAGAAGAAAGGUGUGGCUGACGGGAACGACCAUGUCGGCUUCUUCCGGGGUCUGAAGCUGGUCUUCAGUUAUGGCCCCUAUGUCAAGGCCGCGAUGACCUUCCUGUUUCUUUCUAUAACAAUAUCAAUAGUGCAGGGAAACCUGGCCCUUUACUGCACCCACUCUCUGCACAUGGGGUCACAAUUCACGUACUUCAUCCUCGUCCUUCUGCUGGUAUCUAUAUGUACAAUGCCAAUAUGGCAGUUGGUGGUGACUCGCUACGGCAAGAAGACAGCGUACGCAUCUGGCAUGAUCAUAUUCAUCCCCGUGCUGAUUGUUCAACUGUAUCUACCGAAGAACAAUCCGUAUCUGUACUACACAACUGUAGCCUUUGCAGGUCUCAGUGUCUCAGUAUCAUUAUUGCUACCUUGGUCCGUGCUGCCAGACAUCCUGGACAUGUUCAUGCUGGAGAGGAAGACGAGGAAGGACGCCCUCUUCUACUCCUUCUAUGUGUUCUUCAACAAGUUUUCCGGCGGGAUGGGGCUGGCCAUAUCCCAACUUGCUCUACAAUUCGGGGGUUACAAAACGGGGGCCUGUGUUCAACCGGCAUCGGUUGACUUGACACUGCGCAUGCUCAUUGUGCCUGGUCCUGUGCUGUGUCUAAUAGUUGCUCUCCUGUUUCUGUGGAGCUACCCGAUUGAUGAGGUCAAACGCAGGCAAAUCAAGAAAGAUGUACACGAAAUUUUGACAGGAGCGACCAAGGCGACAACCCGGGAAGACAACGUACAAAGUAGCAUCGCCUACGAGAGUAUACGAGUCACGUCCAGCACGGAGUUCUGAUCACUCACUCAUUGGCUCUUCCAGUGGAGAAAUCUUCACUAUGGGCAUCUCGCUACAUAUCAUCGUUAUGAUCACAAAGUUGUUCGCAAACAAGACUUUACGCUCGCUCAAAGGUCAUGUUGUACAUUUAAAAUCGUGACAAACAUUUGGCAUAUCCAACAGCAUGACACAAAUAAGCGUUACAUAUAUAUGCGAGAACGGGUGAUACUGUCAUCAUUACAACACAAACGCUUUGUGCGUCACAAACUGUGUCAGAAAUAUGUACAUUGAACAUCAUGACACAACCACCUGGUAUAUUAGCGAGUGUGUGAGUUGGGUUUUACGCCGCUCUUAGCAAUAUUCCAGCAAUAUUCCAGCAAUAUCGCGGCAUGAGGGCAUCAAACGUCCUGACAAAAAAUGUGGUAGAUUAAAACAUCAUGACACAAACGCGUGGUUCAUUAAACAUAACACAAAC